AUGAAGUUUGCGGGCAUUCUCAACCUACUUUUGAUUGUGGACCUAUUUCCCACUAUCCGAGGAGCUCAUUUUCGCUUCACCAACAUAGAUUGCUGCAGUCUGGACUCGGAGUUUGUGGAGGUCAAGGAGUGUAACUUGAAGAUGGUGCGCAGAAAUGUCGUGGGCAUGAAUUUUCACAUAGCGUUAAAAUGCGACAAGCCCAUCGAUAAAAUUCAGUUCAACCUAAGCAUAUUUCGCAAGUCGAAUGUAUUCAGGUUGUUUUUGGUAAAUCACACCAUCGACUUUUGUUAUUAUAUGCGCAGACCAGAGAAAUAUCCGAUAUUCUAUAUGUUCCAUGAAUCCCUUAUGGCGGCCACAAAUGCCAAUCACACCUGCCCAUAUCUUGAAAAAGAUAUAUAUGUGAAGAAAAUGAUAUUCAACGAACAGACGCUGAAGCACCUGCAUACCAUUUUACCUGAAGGCGAAUACAAAAUGGUUGUUUCGGUGGGCGGUUUUGGAGUCUGGCGAUUACAGGUUAAUGUAUACGGUCGACGUGGUUAA
This is a messenger RNA of Drosophila elegans, 540 nucleotides long. RefSeq lists its product as uncharacterized. The transcript is spliced from 2 exons. The record is from RefSeq and is a predicted model, not a curated record. The coding region runs from base 1 to 540 and encodes 179 amino acids. NCBI's taxonomy places the organism in Eukaryota, Metazoa, Arthropoda, Insecta, Diptera, Drosophilidae.